ACUGAGGGACCACGCGUUCACCUCACUAGCGGGACCAUAACGGAGAGAAGUGAUUGGGUACAGUGUAACAGAGGUGACCGAAUUCAAAGCUCUGACCCGGGGGGACUCGGAUCCGAGCCUGUUGACACAUUUUGUCCUGAAGAGCACCCCAUCUGAGGUCUUCGGUGAUUAUACAGGCUACGGUGAGUACAAGACACAGCUAACGAAAGGUAAGCGAUCCUUGUCAUACAGCUAAUCCAAGCAACAGGUUCCAACUAUUAUAUUAACCCAUGUAGCCAUUUUGUGUUCUGGUGGGAGGCCACUCGUCAAAAACAAUAAUCGGAUUUCAAGGAGCAUGACUUUCCUUUCAAACAUCAUUAUUAAGCCGUUGUGAAACGAUUCAGUCAUAUCCAAGAUACACAAACAAACCCGUCAAGAACAAAAACAGAGGUUAUUAGAAACAAGCACGCACGCUGAGGUUUCAUUGGCAAAGAAACUGUUUUAAAGGAAUUUGCUUCAGUUAAUAGAUCGCCAUUUUUAUUCUUUUGUUUUUAAUUCUGUGAGGGGAAUCAGGUGUUCUGCUCCUAUGGCUAUAAUUUCCCACAUCACGGAAAGCUUGUCGUGAAUAACCACAGAUUGCGAUCACCACUUACUUUACCACAGUGUGUUGGAGAUUGAAGUGUUCUAGAUUUAUGGAAUUUAAGCAAAAAUGGAAAUGCAGGAGAAAAGGCUUUCCAUCAUGACCCAACUUUCGUAAAACGUUUCGUCUCCAAAAAUGCCACUUGAAAUGUAGUGCUCCGUACCACGCAGUUACUCUACUCCUACAGCUUUUAAAAUACAUGUAUAUGUCAAGAUUGCGCCACGUUGCAGACGCUUUGUAAUGAUUUCGUAAAAAGAGCAGUGCACAUCAACUGCCUUCUGUGACAACAAGGACCACAGAACGAGCAUAUUUUCACCUACGGUUGAACUUGGAAAGAGAAUUGAAAGGUUUCGUACCCUGAAAACUCGUUGCGGUUAGCCAUCAAUGCAAGUUAAACUGUUUCAGUCUAUGUAAAUGUCACUGACCGACACCAUGCACAAUGCAACUGUCAGAAAUCAGCGGGGGAUUAUAUAUAUAUAUAUCAUAAGUGCUAUCUGAUUGAACGGCAUUCUCCUGCUGAGAAAUCCGCUUGAGUAUUCUGGAUGAUUAUAUUAAGGAACCCAGCGGGAGAUUCUUGUUGACUAUGUGGCGGAAUCUGACGGAUUUGCACACUUUAUUAUGUAGUGACAUUUGAUGGAUUAAUCUAUUUGACUAUAUUGAAAACUCUAAUGGAAUAUUCCCUGUCAAUAUAGAGGGCUUGAUGAAUUGUUCUACUGGGAGAGUCACGCGAGACUUGUAUAAGUUGACCAUCGUCAUCACAUUGAAGAGAACCGUCAAUCGUUCGUCCAAGAAGUGAUAGCCAUAACAUGCGUGUCAUCCUGGAAGCCGGGAAGAGCCGCCUCAGGAACGCAACGCUGUACUUCGUGAUUGCUUCGUAUUUCAUCAUCGUAGUUGGAGGAGAAGGUUCACCCAGCCGGGCCUGUGAUGGUGUCCACAUCACCCCCGGUCAUAAGACUGGACAGAUGACCAUCAUGUGGACCACGGCGUUGACCAGAGAGGGUUCGGUGCGUGGACACAACAUGGCCACCGGGAAGCCGUUCAUAUUGGAAAGUUGGUCGUUUCAAAUGAAGGAAAACCAUUCUAACUCUUUAAGCGAGUACGUCAUACACAGGGCUUUUGCAAUGGGUUUGUCACCUGGCGUUGAGUACAUGUAUCAGCCUUACACUGUGGAAGGGGGACACGUUAGUUAUACCUUCCGAACCUGGCCAGAUAGUAUGGACUAUCGUCCAGAGUUCCUGGUCUACCACAGUCCUCACCAGACCACACUGGACACUCACCAUCAGCUGGCUCAGGGGGUCCAGAGAGACCACAGGUUUGCUGGAGUCCUUAACCUCGGCAAGUUUGGUUGCGAUCAGAAUUAUGAAGAUUACUUGAAGACGAUGGCUGAUAUGGCAGCAUGGAUUCCUAUAUUUACAACCACGGGGAAAGCGGAUAUCACCGACAACUUUAACCAUUAUAGGAAGAUAUUUUCCAUGCCAGGCGUGGUUUGGCCUCAACAAGAUCUCUGGUAUAGUUUUGACAUAGGCAGGGCGCACAUAAUAAGUAUCUCAUCGGAAGUUUACUUUCUAUCCAACCAAUACUUGGCACAACAACAAUAUAGCUGGCUUAUCCAAGACCUACAGACGGCUAACAACCAGAAGCAGCGAAGUGACCGUCCGUGGAUCAUCGUCAUGCUAAACCAGCCGCUUUAUUGUUCAGGGACCCCCUCCUGUUACGCCAACUCCGCUGUUCUUAGGGACGAACUUGAAGAGUUGAUGCAUACACAGGGUGUGGAUCUCGUUCUCACGGCUCAGGAUAACCUCUUCCAGCGAACCUGGCCCGUUUAUAAAGGGAAAGUGAAGACGGAAAGUUAUUUGGAUCCCGCGGGAACUGUGUAUAUCAAUACUGGGGCGCUGACUUGUGAUAAUAUAUCGACGUCGACAGAACUUUGUCGAGAAACAUGGUGUGCCAAGAAAAUUCCACUUGACGGCGCCCCCAGUUUCGGCAUUUUAUCCAUCCACAACAAGACGCAUCUGUUGUACGAGGAAAGAGAUGUCGCGUCACGUGAUCUCCUUGACAGCACGUGGUUGAUCCAGCAUCACCACGGUCCUUACGGUGCUCUAACGGGUCAUCAUCCCCUCGUGAUAUCCGUGGUAGUGGUGCUCACGCUGACAAUAGCUUUUAUCGCCUUCCUCUGUGUGUGGGGUAGGAAAGUGAAAAGGUAUAUGAAAUAUCAAAGAGACAUGGCUGCUAAUAAACGAAAUGGAAACGCUUUCAAUUUUACGUCUUUGGACGAGACGGAACUCGGUCCUGAAGAGGGCGUUGAAAACGAUGGUCAAGACAGACCAAAUUCACAGCUGCAACCGAUUCAAGCUAUAUCCGAGGGCGUGGCGAAUGGAGUAGUCCACAGCCAAAAUAAGCACAAAACAAGGACGAAAACGAAAAAUACAUAUGUUGCAUUAAGUGAACAACCGUGUGAGGAAUGUUAAUAGCAUGAAAGUAUGAGGUGCUCCGCCAAAUGUACAUAUACUUGCAGAAUUUGUUUUUUAUAUUUUUGUUUGUUUAUUUGUUUGUUUGUUUGUUUGUUUGUUUGUUUGUUUGUUUGUUUUGCCUGCAGUCCAUCUGCUGAGGUGAAAAAAAAACUACGGUAGUGAUGCAGUGUUAAAACUGUGCUAUAUUUAACCAUAUCCAGGGAAUUCACAAAAUACUCUCAGACUUCGGUCGAACUGCAGACUUAAUGUCCUUGCAAUGCAGCAUGCACGCUUAACUAGACGCCAGAAUGGAGGGAAUGAUUUUUUCAUUGAGAAUGCCUCUACUUAAAGGCUGAGCAAAGUCCAAAAGUUGUGAACAAUUGAACAACGAGUGUAAAACUUUAAAUUUGGUCAUUUUGCUCAAGUGCUGCAGUUAGAGUUGGCGACUGUACUAACUAGAAGGGUCGUCGAAAAACUUUCACUGUUAAAUUAAGAGAAUAAGAGAGAUUCUGUUCCCUGUGUUUCAUCGUGAUCUCAUAAGAAAGACCUUGUCUGUCUGGUGGGUUGGUCCUAGUCCUCUCUCAAUGCUUAUUACUGAGAUUAAGUAAUAAGCAUUUUAAAUCAAACAUUUUUUUAAUUUUUAUUACAUAAAAAAAAUUGAUGUGAUCUCGUUGUUGACUUUAAUUUUUUCAUAUAAUCUCAUAUGUAACUUGCUCAUAUUAAACAUAUCUCAUUAUGGAUCUGUUUGUGUUAUUACAGCGGCGUUAUGUCAAAAACACGGUCACCGAAGCCCAUUUCACAUCGAGCGGUCCUGAGAGGCCCUAACAUGACAUUAUGCUACAGUUGUCCAUAACUUUGCUUCCUGCGGUAAAGUUAAAGGGCUAACAACUCUUAGUAUAAGAUUCAUAUUUCGCAAUAAAUGCAUUGUAAACAACACAUAGAUGUAUAAAUAAUACUGUUUUACCACCAAAAACAGCGGUUAUUGCAAUAAUUCUGGAAUCUAGCUUGACCUCCAAAUCACGUGACCUCCAAAUCUCUAAAGAGAUUAUUACAGAAAAAAACAACCUUUUUAGAAAAAAAACAUGAACCAACUUUUGAAGCUACAACGCAAUCAUUCAUUGCCCAUUGUUUAGUAUGGUAAAAUUGUGUUUACCCCAGGAAAAUCCAUUUUUGGCCAAAAUGAACAGUUGUUAUCCAGUUAAUUAAUUGGCCGUUCCAAGCGUCGUGACUUAGGUGACUGUCUUGCGUAAUGGUUUAAUAGAUUAAUCA
Messenger RNA from Lingula anatina, 4338 nucleotides. Its product is annotated as acid phosphatase type 7. Lineage: Eukaryota; Metazoa; Brachiopoda; Lingulata; Lingulida; Lingulidae. The record is from RefSeq and is a predicted model, not a curated record. Gene Ontology annotation, molecular function: metal ion binding; acid phosphatase activity.